This is a messenger RNA of Diorhabda carinulata, 1997 nucleotides long. RefSeq names its product cytochrome P450 4V2-like. Gene Ontology annotation, molecular function: oxidoreductase activity, acting on paired donors, with incorporation or reduction of molecular oxygen; iron ion binding; monooxygenase activity. The transcript is spliced from 9 exons. The record is from RefSeq and is a predicted model, not a curated record. The coding region runs from base 143 to 1798 and encodes 551 amino acids. Lineage: Eukaryota; Metazoa; Arthropoda; Insecta; Coleoptera; Chrysomelidae.
AGUUCAUUCAUCGUUUUGUUACUGUUCAUUGUUUGAUUUGUCUGCAAAUUUAUUUUCUGUAGAAACUAUAAGUCGUUCAAAGUGAAUAAAAUAUGUUUUAAAAAACAUAAAAGUAUUUCAAAGAAAAUUUCUGUAUUGAGACAUGGCGACUAAAGAACAAAUGAAAAGAAGUUUCAAGUUAUUCACGUCACCAUCAAGGUUAUUCAGUACAAAAUAUACAGAUUUAAAAUUUGUAUUACCAUUAAUAUAUAACUAUUUGCGAGCCUUGCGGAAACUAAAACGCGUGUCGAAAAUGUUAAUUUUAUUUUGUGAUAUCAUUAUUUUGGUGUUAGUUUUUUUUAUCUACUUGCUUAUUAAGAAAUACGAGAAUAGUAGAUAUUUAAAGAACCUUCAAGGACCCAAACCAAACUUCUUUUUAGGAAAUGGGGACCAAUUUCUAUUCAAAACAAAGGAGCAAUUGCUGGAACUUAUGAUGGAUAAUUUUAAAAUACACGGACGUCUCAUAAAAAUCUACAUUGGUCCUGUGAAGCUGGGUAUAGUUACGGCGGAUGCUACUUUCAACGAACUCCUUUUAUCUUCCACGAAAAUCAUAGAUAAAUCUCAGUAUUAUGGAUUUUUACAUGCUUGGUUAGGUACAGGAUUACUGACAAGUACAGGUAAAAAAUGGAAAAAACAUAGGCGUAUCAUAACCCCCACUUUCCAUUUUUCAAUAUUGCAUAAUUACGUAGAAGUUUUUGAAAGUGUGGGUGACGUUUUUAUAGAAAAAUUGGGAAAACACGUUGGCAGCAGUGGCUUUGAUAUAUUUCCUUUAGUUACACUAUGCACUCUGGACGUAAUAUGUGAGACUGCUAUGGGUACAAAACUUGACGCAUUAAAUAACGGAAGUUCGGAAUACGUCAAGAGCGUUAGAACAAUGUGCUCCAUAUUUAUAGAUAGAAUAUCUUCAGUUUUGCAUCCUUCUCUAUACUGUUUAACACCAAAUUACUAUAGGGAACAAAAAGCCUUGAAAGUCCUUCAUCAUCACACUGAAAGCAUCAUUGAAAAGAGAAUAGAGGAAAUGUCAAGAAAGGAUGAAUCUUCAUACGUAGACACAAAGGUUAAGAAGAAGCGAUUGGCGUUUUUGGAUCUUUUACUAAAUAGUAGAGUGGAUGGAGAAUCUCUAUCGAGAGAGGAAAUUAGAGAAGAAGUUGAUACAUUUAUGUUCGAGGGUCACGAUACUACAGCUGCAGCAAUAAGUUUUGCUUUAUAUUGUUUGUCUACAAAUCCAGGAGUUCAGGAAAAAGCGUAUCAAGAGCAGAGAAAUAUUUUCGGUAAAAACUUGAAAAAUGCCAAACCAACCAUUCCACAAUUGCAAGACAUGAAAUAUUUGGAUAAAGUUUUAAAAGAAACAUUGAGGUUAUACCCGUCAGUGCCUUUUCUAGCAAGAAGGACCCCAUCAGAAGAAAUGAAAUUCGGUGAAUAUACACUUCCUAAAAAUAUUGAUAUUUUGAUUUCAAUAUUCGCAAUGCAUAGAGAUCCGAUAUAUUUCCCAGACCCAUUGAAAAUGGAUCCUGACAGAUUUGACGAUGAUUCGAAUAGAAGCAAUUCUUUUGUUUAUACCCCUUUUAGUGCAGGACCUCGAAAUUGUAUUGGUCAAAAAUUUGCUAUGCUGGAGAUGAAAAGUAUUAUUUCCAAAGUUUUAAGAAAUUACAAACUUUUACCGACCAAUCCGUUCCAUGAAAUCAAAUUAGUUGCAAAUAUUGUUUUAGGAUCUAAUAAUGGUAUUUGUUUAACUUUAGAAAAACGUAUAGAUGAUUAGUGGAACUGGAAUUACGUUUUUACAGUCCCUAAUUUUAUAUUUAUCUCCAUUAUUCAUCUAUACAGACGGAUAAUAAUAGUUUAAAGUUGGGCAUAUGUAGUAAAUAAAACGAUAUAAUAAAUAAAAUAAAGUAACGGAUCCCAUGGAUAAUCCCUGUAGCGUUAAUAAUGAAAAUUUGAAAUAAAAUUAUUAAAAAGUC